Malus domestica (apple) is the source of this 1878-nucleotide messenger RNA. Its product is annotated as ethanolamine-phosphate cytidylyltransferase-like. Gene Ontology annotation, biological process: phosphatidylethanolamine biosynthetic process. Gene Ontology annotation, cellular component: cytoplasm. The record is from RefSeq and is a predicted model, not a curated record. Gene Ontology annotation, molecular function: ethanolamine-phosphate cytidylyltransferase activity. NCBI's taxonomy places the organism in Eukaryota, Viridiplantae, Streptophyta, Magnoliopsida, Rosales, Rosaceae.
GUGAGGGGAACCCCCGAACAGAACCCAACAAUUGCAAAUAAAAAAGUUGCCGACUUUCUUCGAUUUUUCGAUUCGAUACGCCGAAGGAAAUGUUGGGUUGAAUCAAAUGACUGAGGCAAUCGCUUUCGUUUUGAUUUGAUUUGGAAAAUUUCAGAAGCUUCGAGAUGGGUUUGGAAGAUGGGAACUCAGAGAACGCGCGGAGCUGGGCGAGGUUUGUAGCCACGUGUCUCGUCGGUGGGGUGGUGGUGGCGGUGGGGGUCGGCGUCGGGGUUUCUCUUCUGGGCUCAGAAGGCGGACCUCAGCUUCCUUUGGGACUUCCAUGGCGGAGGAAGAAGAACAGACCCGUCCGGGUUUACAUGGACGGCUGCUUCGACAUGAUGCACUACGGCCACUGCAACGCCCUCCGUCAGGCGCGUGCGCUCGGCGACCAAUUGGUGGUCGGAGUCGUCAGUGACGCCGAAAUCAUCGUCAAUAAAGGCCCCCCUGUGACUCCUCUCAACGAAAGGAUGAUUAUGGUUAAUGCUGUGAAAUGGGUUGACGAGGUGAUUCCUGAUGCACCUUAUGCUAUAACCGAAGAGUUCAUGAAGAAGCUGUUUGAUGAAUACAAUAUAGACUAUAUCAUUCAUGGGGAUGACCCAUGUGUGCUUCCUGAUGGGACUGAUGCUUAUGCUCUUGCGAAGAAGGCCGGCCGCUACAAGCAGAUCAAACGGACAGAAGGCGUCUCCAGCACCGACAUUGUUGGGCGUAUGCUUCUCUGUGUAAGGGAGAGAUCUGUUAAUGAGAAGCAGCAUCACUCUUCCUUGCAAAGACAAUUCAGCCACGGUCACAGUCAGAAGUUCGAAGAUGGUGGAUCUGGAAGUGGAACCCGUGUGUCUCAUUUCCUACCGACAUCUCGGCGAAUUGUUCAGUUUUCAAACGGAAAGGGGCCUCAGUCUGACGCACGCAUAGUUUAUAUAGAUGGUGCAUUUGAUCUUUUCCAUGCUGGACAUGUGGAGAUCUUAAGGAAAGCACGAGAGCUUGGGGAUUUUCUUCUUGUUGGAAUACACACUGAUCAGACUGUCAGUGCUACUAGAGGAGCACAUCGCCCAAUAAUGAACCUUCACGAAAGAAGCUUAAGUGUUUUGGCUUGCCGCUAUGUGGAUGAGGUUAUAAUCGGUUCUCCAUGGGAAAUCUCAAAAGACAUGCUCACAACCUUUAACAUCUCCUUAGUGGUCCACGGAACAAUAGCAGAGAAUAGCAACUUUGAAAAGGAAGAAGGCAAUCCUUAUCAAGUCCCAAUCAGUUUGGGCAUCUUCAAAGUUUUGGAUAGCUCGCUUGAUAUCACCACUUCCACGAUAAUUAGACGGAUUGUAUCCAAUCACGAAGCAUACCAGAAACGUAACGAUAAAAAGGCAGCAAGUGAGAAAAGGUAUUACGAAGGCAAGGUUUAUGUUUCCGGUGACUGAUAUACGUAGAUCUCUGAGGCCAAUACAUGGCUAGCCGUUGGGUGCACCUGUUAUUUUGGUACUCUUACCAAGUGGUACUAACUUCACAGAUGACACAGCUGAGUUUUGGUACAUUCACAUGAUGUUAUUCACAGAUCCUAUUAUCACAUACGAUUCCCGAGUCUUCUUGUCAUGCAGCAAUAUUUUUGUUGUUUAGAUCGAUAUUUUCGGAUUCAAUCCACAACCUCUAGAACUUGAGAAAAACUAGUUUGAUUUUCCUUCUGUGCCAUAUCUUUCCCACAAAAGGAAUAAUCUUUAGACAUGAACAAGUUACGAGGUAAUCUCUCCGAGUUUGGUUUACUUCUUUUCGUUGUCGAAAACUUGUCCUGUAUAGACAUGUUUGGCAUUGUUAGUAACAUGUUGUGUGGCGCUGUAACAACCAGCUGUUCCAUUA